AUGGCCUACCAUGGCGUCCCAGGCGGCUACGACCACGAUGCCUUGAACAACGACUACCACAACCAGCACGAGUCGGACGAGGAAGUGGAGCGCUCACUGCUCCAUACCAACCCCACCGGAGCCUACCAAGGUCCCUUCGACGACACGCACUCGCACACGCCAGUGGCUCAAGACCACGGCUACAGCUUGACCGAGUCGUACGCCGACAACACACACCACGUGCCGCCGUACGACAGCUACGACGAGUACCGAGGCACCAAUCUCGAGGACCCAGGAUACCAGCCUGCAGGCUCUCCUGUGUCUCGCGCUGCUACAACAUCGACCGAAGCAUGGGAAGCAAGAGCUGCCAUCGGCGGACCGGCUGCUGGCGGCGGUGGUCUGAAGCGCAAUGCCACACGUAAGGUCAAGCUGGUGCAGGGCAAUGUCCUGAGUGCCGAUUAUCCCGUGCCCAGUGCUAUCCAGAACGCCGUUCAGGCCAAAUACAGAAACGACCUCGAGAGUGGUAGCGAGGAGUUUACCCACAUGCGCUACACUGCGGCAACAUGCGAUCCCAACGACUUCACCCUCAAGAACGGCUACAAUCUCCGUCCGGCCAUGUACAACCGUCACACGGAGCUUCUGAUUGCAGUCACGUACUACAACGAAGACAAGGUCCUCACUGCCCGCACUCUGCACGGUGUCAUGCAAAACAUCCGAGAAAUCGUCAAUCUCAAGAAGUCCGAGUUCUGGAACAAAGGAGGCCCGGCAUGGCAGAAGAUUGUCGUUUGUUUGGUCUUCGACGGUAUCGACCCCUGCGACAAGGGUACUCUGGACGUCCUGGCAACCAUUGGUGUCUUCCAGGACGGUAUCAUGAAGAAGGACAUUGACGGCAACGAGACGAUUGCUCACAUUUUCGAAUACACAACCCAGCUCUCCGUUACCGCCAAUCAGCAGCUCAUCCGCCCGCUGGACGAUGGUCCGACCACUCUGCCUCCAGUGCAGAUGAUGUUCUGUCUCAAGCAGAAGAACAGCAAGAAGAUCAACUCGCACAGAUGGCUGUUCACCGCCUUUGGUCGCAUCCUGAACCCCGAAGUCUGUAUUCUCCUCGACGCCGGAACAAAGCCUGGCCAUAAGUCUCUGCUCGCUCUGUGGGAAGCUUUCUACAACGACAAGGAUCUUGGGGGUGCUUGUGGUGAGAUUCACGCCAUGUUGGGCCCUCGUUGGAAGAACUUGGUCAACCCCCUGAUUGCAGCCCAAAACUUCGAGUACAAGAUCUCCAACAUUCUCGACAAACCGCUGGAAAGUUCCUUUGGAUACGUCAGUGUCUUGCCCGGUGCUUUCUCUGCCUACCGUUUCCGCGCCAUCAUGGGCCGUCCUCUGGAGCAAUACUUCCACGGUGAUCACACUUUGUCCAAGCAGCUCGGCAAGAAGGGUAUCGAAGGCAUGAACAUUUUCAAGAAGAACAUGUUCUUGGCCGAGGAUCGCAUUCUCUGCUUCGAGCUGGUCGCAAAGGCUGGCUCCAAAUGGCAUCUUACCUACGUCAAGGCCUCCAAGGGUGAAACCGAUGUGCCUGACAGUGCUCCAGAAUUUAUCGGUCAGCGCCGUCGUUGGCUGAACGGUUCUUUCGCUGCCUCCAUCUACUCUCUGAUGCACUUCGGUCGCAUGUACAAGAGUGGUCACAACAUUGUCCGCAUGUUCUUCCUGCAUAUUCAACUCAUCUACAACAUCGCCCAGCAAAUCCUCACUUGGUUCUCUCUUGCAUCAUACUGGUUGACUACUACCGUCAUUAUGGACCUUGUCGGUAGUCCCAGCUCCUCGAACAACAAUCAUGCUUUCCCCUUCGGUAACGACGCAACUCCCAUCAUCAACACCAUCGUCAAGUACAUCUACCUCGCAUUCGUCCUUCUACAAUUCAUCCUGGCCUUAGGAAACAGACCCAAAGGUUCGAAAUGGUCUUACAUCGUCUCAUUCUGCUGGUUCGGUCUUGUACAACUUUACAUUACUGUCGAUGCGCUAUAUCUAGUCGUCCAUGCGUUUACAGGAGGACCGGGCUUCGAUACAGAUAGUGCCAGCGACUUUGUAAAGUCCUUCUUCUCCUCCACGGGUCCUGGUAUCAUCGUCAUCGCCUUGGCUGCGACCUUUGGUCUCUACUUCGUCGCUUCCUUCAUGUACCUCGACCCUUGGCACAUGUUCACCUCAUUCCCUCAAUAUCUUCUGAUUAUGAGUUCGUACAUCAACAUCCUCAACGUCUACGCCUUUAGCAAUUGGCAUGAUGUAUCAUGGGGAACCAAGGGUGCCGACAAGGCCGACGCAUUGCCAUCAGCCAAGACAGAAAAGGCACAAGACGGUAAAGCGACGGUCAUAGAGGAAGUCGAUCUCGCGCAAGCGGAUAUCGACUCACAGUUCGAGACGACUGUAAAACGUGCCUUGACACCAUACGUUGCCCCCAAGGAGAAAGAGGCCAAGACUCUCGAGGACUCGUACAAGAGUUUCCGUACUCGUCUAGUAACUUUCUGGAUCUUCAGUAACGCACUUCUUGCUGUCGCAAUCACCAGCGACAAUGUCGACAAGUUUGGCUUCACUAGUGGUGCUAGCAAGCGUACUGCAAGAUUCUUCCAGGCUCUGCUGUGGGCAAACGCCGUCGUUGCGCUUGUCCGUUUCUGCGGUUGCUGUUGGUUCCUUGCCAAGUCUGGUCUGCUGUGCUGUUUCGCACGCAGAUAG
Messenger RNA from Aureobasidium subglaciale EXF-2481, 2700 nucleotides. Its product is annotated as glycosyltransferase family 2 protein. The transcript has 4 exons. The coding region runs from base 1 to 2700 and encodes 899 amino acids. Lineage: Eukaryota; Fungi; Ascomycota; Dothideomycetes; Dothideales; Saccotheciaceae. Gene Ontology annotation, molecular function: chitin synthase activity. The record is from RefSeq and is a predicted model, not a curated record. Gene Ontology annotation, cellular component: cell periphery; cell septum.